GAUUACCGGUUUUGUAAGGUUGUGAACAUUUGUAAAAAAGAAAAAGUACAUUUUUUCUCAAAGUCAAAUGUGUAAUAAAAACUCCCUGCCUAAAUUAAUUUCUGAAAUGCGAAGAAAGGCGCGAUAGUAAGAAGUGCUUGACGAAAAUUGAGAGCGAGAGAAAAGAUACAUAUGAUCAAGAUAUCUCAUCAGAUAUCACAAAUAGGGCAGCUACAGAACUACUUGUACCUUCGAAAUCUGAAAUUCACAGAGCUGAUAGCUUAAACGAUACUUCAAUCUAGAAAGUAACAAGUAACUCUAUAACCAGUAUAUAACACGAAAAGAACAUGACAGAACCGGCGAUUAAGGAACAAAUUUCUGAAAAUCAAACCAUAGAUAAUAACACAAAAAUUACAACUACUGAAAUGCACACUGCAGGGGAACCCCUAAGGAUUGUAGAAACUGGUUUUCCACCAGUGGAAGGGGAAAACAUUUUAGAUAAAAUGAAAUAUGUUAAGUUGCGUCUUGACGCUUACCGAAGGUUUUUAAUGUAUGAACCUCGAGGACAUUUUGAUAUGUACGGUGCCAUUUUGGUCAAACCUAACGUUCCCUCGGCCGAUAUUGCAGUUUUGUUUAUGCACAAUGAAGGUUUCAGUACAAUGUGUGGACAUGCGGUGAUUGCAUUAGGAAGAUAUGCUGUUGAUAAAGGUUAUGUGAAAACAAUAACUAGUCCAGAAACUCCAGUUAAUAUCCAGUGUCCAUGUGGUUUGGUAAAAACCUAUGUUUCCUACAAUAAUGGUCGGUCUGGAGCUGUUAGAUUCCACAGUGUUCCAGCUUUUAUACAUUCUAGAGAUAUCCAGGUAGAUGUACCUAAAUUUGGAACCAUUACUUUGGAUGUCGGCUAUGGUGGAGCAUUUUAUGCAAUACUACCUGCUAGUCGUCUUGGAUUAGAUCUAAACAAAUCAAAGCUUCAUGAACUUGUAUCAGCGGCUACCUGUAUAACUGAGACUGUUAAACAAGAAGAAAUAAUUCAUCCUGAAAGUCCAGCUCUCAGCUUUCUCUACGGAACUAUUCUUACGGAUGAUAUGAUACCAGAGAAAAAUGGAGAAAUAAAGACAGCAAACAUCUGUGUUUUUGCUGAUGAACAGGUGGAUCGCUCACCCACGGGUUCAGGUGUUACAGCCCGCAUUGCUUUGAUGCUUGGCAAAGGCCAGAUAAAAAUGCAUGAAAAGGUUUCUUUUAUAAGUUCAACAACACAAGGAGAAUUUACAGGAUGUCCUGUUGAGGCAGUUAAUGUUGGAGAUCAGGCAGCAGUUCGUGUUGAAGUAACUGGUGAAGCAUUCUAUUGUGGACAAAACACUUUCAUUUAUGAAAAGGGAGAUGCAUUGGGAAAAGGGUUUCUACUUCAUUGAUUAUUUUUUAUGAAGAUUCACCAUUUCUACAAAAAUCAAAUAUCUGUAAUUCCAUUCAUAUUAAAUCAAAUUAAUUAUAAUAAAUACCUGAAUUCAUUAAUGAGUUAAAAAAAAAAAUAUAUAUAUCAUAUUUUCAUCUGAAGAAAAAUCUAACAUGGAGAAAAAGAUAAAGUCUUUCCUAUAAUUCAAUGUUACUGAAAUUCUUUUUCAAAACCACUUACGGUGGAUCAAUAAUUUACUUUAUCAGUAUUAGUAAUAUGUUAGGUAAAUAUUACAAAAGUCAACUGAAGGGAUUGCGGAUGGGGUUGGAGCAACAAAUUAUUUAAAAUUAUUGUCAAGAAUAAUUAUUGUGAAUUGAAAUAAACACAAUUAGUUUUUGAAAUAUGCUAAAAUAGUUAUAUAUUAAUCUAUUUCCAACUCUCCAUACAAACUUUUUCUACACACCCUGAAUAUUUGUUUCUCUUUUUCAUUUGAUUUUCUUCUAUUUUUAUUUAUUCAUAAAGUCAUAUGUCCUGCUGGUUAAGCUGUUCAGCUCAUAAUCCCGAAUUCCUAGACCAGCAAUACACUUUAUUUCAUAUUGCUCCAGUUUACUCAGCUGAAAAUGACUACCAGCCAGUUACUAAAGCAGCCAUCUCUCCCUCCAGCUGUUACAUUCUCAGCAUCCUGCAAAACGAAGAAUGCCUAUGAGGGUGUCUAGAGACACCUUCCUAAAAUUACACAGGUCUGCAAAAUGGAACUUUUUGAAAAUUGUUGUGAUAAUUUUAAGUUACUUUAUAUUCAGUUAUGAAUUAGAAUCAGCACUAGUGUUGCAAACACUACCAACCGCAUAUAUUCAAUAUAUGAGUUUUACUUGUUCACCAGUAUGCUGCAGUUUAGCGUGGUGGGGAUGACUCCCUCAAAGCACUGGGUGUUAAAACACCUGAAGGUCAUAGACAGUUGAGACAA
Messenger RNA from Octopus bimaculoides (California two-spot octopus), 2336 nucleotides. Its product is annotated as trans-L-3-hydroxyproline dehydratase. The record is from RefSeq and is a predicted model, not a curated record. Gene Ontology annotation, molecular function: hydro-lyase activity. NCBI's taxonomy places the organism in Eukaryota, Metazoa, Mollusca, Cephalopoda, Octopoda, Octopodidae.